Messenger RNA from Echinococcus granulosus, 696 nucleotides. RefSeq names its product Protein EFR3 A. The transcript has 6 exons. Lineage: Eukaryota; Metazoa; Platyhelminthes; Cestoda; Cyclophyllidea; Taeniidae. Gene Ontology annotation, biological process: protein localization to plasma membrane. Bases 1 to 696 code for a protein of 231 amino acids. The record is from RefSeq and is a predicted model, not a curated record. Gene Ontology annotation, cellular component: plasma membrane.
AUGCCUAGGCGUCUGGAUGGCCGCCUCCUUUUCGGCUGUGGUCCCUGUAGGCCCAAAUGGGUAAAAGUUGUUGACAAUAUCUACACCGGAAACCACUCGUUUCUAGGAUUUUCGCAAAUAGAGGAGGAUGCCCCUAGUUAUUAUCGAGAGUAUGAUGAUUUAGUGGAUCAUUUUACUAGGAUGGCGUACUCAGAGCUGCCAAACGAAGCCGAACGGAAGAAGGUUCGUCUGGCAGGAAUAAAGGGGCUUCAGGGCGUUGUUAGGAAAACUGCUAGGGGUCAACUGCGAAUGAAUGCUCUGCAGAGCAUGGAGAAAAUUAUUCCAGCACUCCUUUUCAAUAUUCACGAAAAACCACCAAAUGAUAACGAGGCGGAUGAAUCUGAACCUGGAUGCCAAGCCGUGUUCGUGUUCAAAGAUGUAGUAUGCCGUGCUUCUUUCACAAACCUCAUCCCUGUUGUUUCCGCAAUGAUUACGCAAGUUGUUGUUCACUUUGAUAACCAUAGACUGUGGACUCCCAGCGAUUUCCCUCUUCUAGUUUUCGGAUACUUGUUGGAUUCUAUUAAGAACAUGCAAGUCGCCCACAAUCUCGUAAAGGAACUCAUCAAUUAUCUGCGUAAAAGUGACACAAGAUUAACUACUCUUCAACGAAUUUCCGUUGUUAUGGUAAGCUGUCAUCCAUUUUGUACAGUUCCUUGA